This is a messenger RNA of Brassica oleracea var. oleracea, 885 nucleotides long. RefSeq lists its product as uncharacterized. Lineage: Eukaryota; Viridiplantae; Streptophyta; Magnoliopsida; Brassicales; Brassicaceae. The transcript has a single exon. The coding region runs from base 1 to 885 and encodes 294 amino acids. The record is from RefSeq and is a predicted model, not a curated record.
AUGCUUACUCAGCUCGAAUCUGAAAACCUUACCCUCCGAGACAAGAAUCAAGCCCUCAACACGACAAACAACAAGAAGCGCCGCUUCCGUACGCAAGUUCGAUCCAUACCGAGCUUUGACACACCUAACUCCGUAGGAGACGCCGCUCGACAGCCUUCAAGCAAAGCCGGGGCAUCAGGAGAAAAGGCUGGAGACAUGCAAAUCCACGAAACGAUAUCCAGCGACUCCGAGCCGGACUCCGAGAAGGAAACAUCUAGAGAGGUCGCAGAGAUGAAGUCCUCUAUGACCGCCUAUCUAGAACAGGUGUUCUCCCAAAAGCUCGACGCUAUGCAGUCCCUGGUAGAAAGGCUCCCAGGGGUAGCGCCUCCGAUCCGGAAAAGCAAUCCUGGCUCCUACGCCGACACCCCCUUUGCGGAUGAAAUCACCCUAAUCGAUAUGCCGAGGAAGUUCUUUUUCCCCAACAUAAAUAUGUACGACGGUACCGGCGACCCAGAUGAUCACAUCGUUCAAUACAAGCAGAGGAUGCUCGCUGUGGCGCUCCCAAGGGAGUCCCGGGAAGCUACUAUGUGCAAGGGUUUUGGUUCGACACUUAUCGGACCCGCUCGGCAAUGGUAUAUCAACCUACCCACCAGGUGUAUAUCUUCAUUCGCAACCCUCUGUGAUAGGUUCGUGGAACAGUUCACAAGCAGCCGGAACCUAGAGAAAACCUCGGACAGCCUCUACGAAAUCCUCCAGCAUCGGGUCGAAUCCCUUUGCGACUACAUAGCCCGCUUCAAUCAGGAGAAAGUGUCGAUCCCCGAGUGCAAUAUCACCACAGCAAUCUCAGCCUUCAAGAGAGGCUUGCUCCCAGACGGGGAUCUCUAUAAGGAAUUGACCAAGUAUUAA